AUGAAUCCGGAGCAGAGCGAUAGCAACGAGUCGGAUGGAGAGCAAAAAGCGUUUUCCGAAUUGUCUUCCUAUCAUUCCGGGACAACGAUGGUAUCAAGCGAAUUCUCGAGUGGUGACACCACAGACACCAGUGAUGUGUACGAUGAGGAAGAAUCUGAUGAACCUGAAACCAGUGAGACUGACGAAACCGAUGAAAGCGAAGAGACUACAAGUUCACCACAUUCAUCUGAUACAUCGUUCGAUUUAAGCACUCUCAUAGAGGAAACAGAUCGAGAAAAACUAGCUAAGUUUGUUCGUCUACGACCAACCGAUAUUCGUUGGAUUAAUGCUGCUUGGAACUACUUUGAUCAGGAACCCGUAUAUCGAAAUAGAGCAAAGCCCGUAAAAGUGGUGCGAAAAAUGCGUUCCAACGUGAAACACAGAGGGAAUUGGACUGAAUUGCAGCAUGAAUACAAUUUACGACAUCCGCUAUGUGCAGAUGGAAAAACGAUGAAGGAAUUGAUGAAGUUGUCAUUUGACGCACGUUAUAUGCCGUUACCGGAUCUCACUGUAUAG
Molecule: messenger RNA, 555 nt
Organism: Necator americanus (New World hookworm)
Lineage: Eukaryota; Metazoa; Nematoda; Chromadorea; Rhabditida; Ancylostomatidae
Exons: 7
Coding region: 1-555 (184 amino acids)
Source: RefSeq, a predicted model, not a curated record